This is a messenger RNA of Vicia villosa (hairy vetch), 1005 nucleotides long. RefSeq lists its product as uncharacterized. The record is from RefSeq and is a predicted model, not a curated record. Lineage: Eukaryota; Viridiplantae; Streptophyta; Magnoliopsida; Fabales; Fabaceae. The transcript is spliced from 5 exons. The coding region runs from base 1 to 1005 and encodes 334 amino acids.
AUGAAAGAAUCAGAAGGUUGGGAUUGGAGUAAGUCUAAACUAACUUCUGAUGUAGAGAUAACUUCUGAAGACUUGUCAGAAGUUGAUAGUUCUGAAGAAGAGUCAGAGUCAGAAGAUGAUUCUGAAAACUCAGAUGAUGAAUCUGAUUCAGAUCCAGAUUCUGAUGAUGAUACAGAAUCUGGUGGUGGUCAUGCUUUUGGAAGGGUAUACUAUGAAGACGUAAGUUCUGGAGGACAAACUUCUGGAGGUGGUAAUUCUGAAAAUAGUGUUUCUAGACAAGGUCCAGAAGAUACUGUACCCAGAAGUUCUGGAGAACUUUCAGAACAAUUUCAAAGGCCACAAAGAAUCAGAACAAUACCUAGAAGAUAUUGCUGGUCAAACAAAGGAAGGAAAUCAGAAGAAGCAAACAUAGCCAGAGGAGAUUUAGAUGAUGAACCUGUGUUAUUGAUGGCUUCAGAGUCUGACAGAAGAUGUUUGUCAGAUUGGUGGUAUAUGGACACUGAAGGAAUAGGAAAUGUCAAAGUUAAAGUGAAGAAUGGGAAGAAUGUUCCGAUCAAAGAUGUUUGUACAGGUGCAUACAAGCUUUAUUGUCCAGAAACUAACAGAGUUGAAGUCAGUAGAGACGUCAUUAUGAAAGAAUCAGAAGGUUGGGAUUGGAGUAAGUCUAAACUAACUUCUGAUGUAGAGAUAACUUCUGAAGACUUGUCAGAAGUUGAUAGUUCUGAAGAAGAGUCAGAGUCAGAAGAUGAUUCUGAAAACUCAGAUGAUGAAUCUGAUUCAGAUCCAGAUUCUGAUGAUGAUACAGAAUCUGGUGGUGGUCAUGCUUUUGGAAGGCUAUACUCUGAAGACGUAAGUUCUGGAGGACAAACUUCUGGAGGUGGUAAUUCUGAAAAUAGUGUUUCUAGACAAGGUCCAGAAGAUACUGUACCCAGAAGUUCUGGAGAACUUUCAGAACAAUUUCAAAGGCCACAAAGAAUCAGAACAAUACCUAGAAGUCGGAAAUAG